UAUAGGAGCUCAUGUAAAAAAGUUUUCAGGAUCAGCCAAAGAAUCACUUUUAAGUUUGUUCAACCUGAGUACUUUUUGUCUGUAAUCAUCCUGCUGUUUUAAAGCUUGAACCCCUAACACUGUUAGACAGUAUUCCCUUUGACUCCAGCGAGAUAGAAUUCCAUAAUUUAAAGUACUGCAAAUACACCUGGACAAUUAUUUCUCAAACAGUAGGUAGUUAGUAUGAGGCUGUAUAAUAAAUGUUGCCGUACUGUUUAAAUUUUUAUAUAGGCCAUUAUUUUACAUGUUUGGGUUUUCUAGAAGUAUUCACCCCUGAGGCUGUAAUUUCCUAUUUGUGUCAUUGUCUUUAGAGGAGACUGCUUAAACAAUUCUCUGGGAAACUUAGGCCUUUGUGAGGGCCACAGAAAACUAGUACCAAUAAACAUUAUCACAAAUUAAAUAUACAAAAACAAAUAAAAAUUUAUCCCAAUAUAGAACAUUACAACAAAUAAUUACAGAAUCAAACUUUACAUGCCAACAAUUUUACUUAUUUACUAAAGCACCAAUUUCAACAAUGCUCUCUUUUCCCUACUGAUUAAUAAAUAAACAUGAAAUGUGGCUGAACUUGCUGGUAUAUCUUUGUGGAUAUGCAAUUUUUUUUCAGAAUCAGCUACCGCUGUAUAAUCAGUCAUUACCCAUUACCCUAACAUCUUCCUUAAAUAAAACAGUUUUCAUCCCCUCUUACACACACGACUACUUCCCUGCUCCUUAAGUACCAAUACUGCCAAGCUCUGUGUUGGGCAACUUCACCAUACAUUAUUUUGGUAUUAACAAAUGUGUGUGCAUAUACAGAGAUAUACAGACAGGCUUUUGCACACCUCUGUAUUUGCUAAAUACUCUUCUUAAAACUUUGGAGUUUUUUUAAUAAAAAUACAAUACAAUCAGAAGUUAAAUUUCUUGCACCCACUCUGUAAACACAAAAAAUUCUGCUGGUAGGUUCAGAGCAGGCAAAGGCACAAAAGCCUUCAGAAUCACAUUUUCUCAAGGUUUUGCCCUUAGAAGUUUCAGUGCGCUGGUUUUGACAAAAGAAGCAAAGAGAAAGUUUAUUUUAAGUAUAAAGAGGAUAAGAAAACCCAGUAAGUAUAACCCUUUGUUUUUUAAGAGUUAGAUCCUGAGCAUUUGCAAACCUGUUAGAGGUUAGACAAUAUCUGACACUAGGCACACUGAGGAUCCCAUGACAGAAAUGCUAAGAGGCACACUGUUGGUCUAACUGGUUAUAGGCAGCCAUCAACAUGCCCCUUCCUUACCCUGUUCUCCCCACCUCUCACCAAGUCUGAGCAAAACCUAAUGUGCUGUAAAACCAGGAGGGCUCCUGGCACAACAUAUUGCAAGCAUGCCCUUUACUUUCUGGGCAGUGAGUCCUUGUUAGAGAUCUGGAAUGUUCCCAAUAUCCUUAGCUCAGACUAAAUAAGGGAGCAAUCAAAUGCUUGUUUUGAGCCAUAGCGAAAAUAACUCAAGACAGGACGAAGGCACGGAGCUGAGAGAGGGAGGAAUGGCAAAAUACAGCUGUGUGGUGUUAGAGAUACUGGGGUCUGAAGGUGUGAGCUUCUGAUAUGGCUAGGAUGAGCUAACUUCAAAUUGUUGCCAAGAAGGGAGUGCCUUCUCCCCUCCAAUCUGCUCUCCCCACAUUGGCAUUUUUUUCUGAUUAUUCAGAAUGCUGAUAGCAAGGAAAUAAGUCUCCAAAGCACUAACCUAAACUCUGAUGCCUCCACUGCCUGAACUAGCUCACUGUCAGGGUAAAUAUGUACCAAGGACCAUACAAGAUUAGUUUCAGGACCACAUCUUCCAGUGGAAGGCUACAGUAAGACUGACUUGACACAUUGCAACACUAGGCCUUGACUGGAAAGAUAAAGUAGAAGUGCUGAUUAACAAGUUGUGCAAACCCACAGGACAAGGGAAUCAGAAAGCCAGAGUAGCACAUAAUGUGAUGAUACAGAGCUGCAGAAUGUCAAGCACUCUGAAAACACCAGGUCUUUUUUUGAACUCUGGUGUAGAAUCCAACACCAGCAAACCCAACAAAACUGAUAUCAAAUUAAAGUGUGUAUAUGACACCAGUCUUGAAAACAGGAGAAUGUAACAUCACAGGAACAUUGGAAAAAUCCUGUUUUUGAUGCUGCAAAGCACAACAAUCCUGGAGUGUGGUAAAGGUUAUCGAGGUGGGAACAACAACUCAGGAAAGGAUUUGCCUUGGUUUGUUUUGCUUUGAGAAGAGAAGAACCCAGGAACACUGAUGAUCUAAGAAAAACAAACAUUGAUACUCGAUUAAUUUUGUGAACCUGCCUUUCUGCCCAGCUGGACCUCAGUGAAGUUCUCUGUUCUUUCAUGUUCAAGAACGUUUUUCUUUGUAUGUGGAGCUGAGACCUGGGAAUGCGUUAUUAUGGCAGCAGUUGUACAGCAGAAUGAGCUUGUGUUUGAAUUUGCCAGCAACGUCAUGGAGGAUGAGCAGCAGCUUGGUGAUCCAUCUAUUUUCCCUGCUGUCAUCGUGGAGCAUGUUCCUAGUGCAGAACUCCUACACAACUACUCUGGUUUAACUUGCGUGGAUGAACCUAGUGACAUGAUCACUGAGAACUCUCUGGAUGUUGCAGAAGAGCAAAUCAUAGAAGAUGAUGAUAUCACCCUCACAGUUGAAGCAUCUUGUCAUAAUGGAGAUGAAACAAUGGAAACAAUUGAGGCUGCUGAAGCACUUCUUAAUAUGGACUCCCCUGAUCCUAUGUUGGAUGAAAAAAGAAUGACAGCUAUGUUUGGUGCAACUGAAGAGGAAGAAAUGGUGCCUCCUAUCACACAUGUGUCAGUCACACUUGAUGGGAUCCCUGAGGUGGUGGAAGUUCACCAAGCCCCAGACCCUUAUGCUGAAUCACCAGAGACUCCAGAAUUUGAACAACCAAAGAAGAAAAAAGGGAAGAAACCAAAACCAUCUCGUUCUGAGUCCCCUACUACAACUCCAAACAUAUCUGUGAAAAAGAAAAACAAAGAUGGAAAGGGAAAUACGAUUUAUCUCUGGGAGUUCUUAUUAGCACUGCUCCAGGACAAAGCUACAUGUCCUAAAUACAUCAAAUGGACUCAAAGAGAGAAGGGCAUUUUCAAGCUGGUAGAUUCCAAAGCUGUGUCCAGGUUGUGGGGAAAACACAAAAACAAACCUGACAUGAAUUAUGAAACAAUGGGUAGAGCUCUCAGAUACUAUUACCAAAGAGGAAUCCUUGCUAAAGUAGAAGGUCAGCGCCUGGUAUAUCAGUUUAAAGACAUGCCAAAAGAUCUCAUCUAUAUUGAUGAUGAAGAUGCAAGCCCUAGCACUGAAUCAUCAGAUUCAACUCUGCUCUCACCUGCUGUGGCCAACAGAAACCAAUCAGGCAGAACUAGAGCAGCUACAAAUGCAGGAACAAAGGGAGGAUCAACCUCAGUGGUAAAAACAGGAAACUCAAAGCCUGCUAAGGUGAAGGAGCAAAUAGAAGUUGUACAGCAGCAGACAACUGGCUUGAAUUCAGAAGUUUUGAGGACAAUGCAAUCUCCACAGCCAGUACAUCCCACUCAGCUUUUUCGGACAGUUCAUGUAAUGCAGCCUUUGCAGCCCCUCACAGAAGGACAAGCAGCUGUAACCAGUAAUGUUCCAGAUGAAUCAUUAAAUUCCUCAGUUCAGAAUAUAAGCAGGACUUUACAGACUCCAACCCAGGUUCCAGUGGUUGUUUCUCCUGGAAAUCAGCAGCUGCAUACUGUAACACUCCAGACAGUGCCUCUUACUACAGUGAUAGCCAGCACAGAUCCAGCCUCAGUAACAGCACCACAGAAAUUCAUUUUACAAGCCAUUCCUACUUCCCAGCCCAUGACGGUUCUUAAAGAAAACAUCAUGCUACAGUCUCAGAAGCCAGUCUCGCCUCCUUCCUCGAUUGUGCUGAGCCCAGCACAAGUUCAGCAGGUGCUCACCAGCAGCGUGCAGACAAUUUGCAAUGGAACAGUCAACGUGGCUUCAUCUCCAUCGUUCAGUGCCACCACCCCUGUGGUGACAUUCUCGCCCAGCAGCUCACAGGUGGUGUCUCAGCCAUCGGGCACAGUGAUCACUUCUGUCAUUAAAGCACCAGACACAAAGCAGGUUGGCCUACAGGAAGAGGAUAAGGAGGAGAGUGACAAAUUAGAAGAUGCUGAGCAGUCAGAGCAGAGAUUCCAACAGCAACCCUUUGUGAUGGUAGUGUCCAGUUCGAGUAAUUUCCCAUCUAAUGUGCAAGUGAAGCAAGAAAAUGAGCCAUUGGAGCCCAGUUUGUAUUGAUAAUUAAAUAAUUAAAAAAAGACCCUGUGGAUGAUUAUUUUCAUAAAUGUGAUGGGACCUUUUCAGUUAUGUAUAUAUGAUUUGAUUCUGGAGCAUGAUGUUGCAAAACUACUCAAUUUCUGCAGUUAAUUCUUAGAAUUCAUGCUUUAGGAUGGAUUUUGAUUUUAUGGUAAUUAUUAAAUGUUGUCAUACAAAUAAAAUUAUAUAUUACUCAUUUUUCAAAGUACAGGCAUGAAGGAACAUGCUUUUUAUGCUACAAAAACUUUCUCCUGAGGUUUUUUGGCCAAAGUUUUGAACUUCACUCUUACUUUGUUAUCUGUCUGUUGCCCAUUUACAUUGCAGUAAUGUUAUUGUUAACCUUUUCUGUUUAAUCUGUAUGUGUAUCACCUUUGGAAGCAGCACUUAAUUUUAGUACGACAGUUUCAUUCCAUGUGUUUGAAUUUUUAUGAUUGAGUAUCUGUUUCAUAUCAGUGAAUGACAUCAGUUUUAGACUUUGGUAACCAGGUAUCCUCUUGCAUUUUUUGCAACACAAGCUCUUGUGUGUGCAAAGUUGAAUAUACACUCCUAUUGAGAGUACUCGAAAAAUGUAUUCCAGUCAUGGACAAUGCCAUGUCUAUAUUUUAUAUGAAAACAUCAGAUAUAUUUAAUUACAGAAGCUAACGGCAUCACUACAGGUGCAAAUGUUUUAUGCCAUUUUGCAACUAUGAAGCUUAACAUUCUUGCUUUCUACUUCAGAUUAUUUUGUAAGGGGGGAGGGAAUUAAAUAUAUACAAUUUAUGCAGGUUUUUGGAGAUUUAAACUGCUAAGAGUUCUUGGUUUUGAUUGUAAAUACUGUAUAUUCAAUGUUGCAGGGAAGUUUUUUCAGCUAAUUUUUCCAUUCAAAUUUUUGAUAGAUGCAAAUAAGAUCAAUAAGAUUGUUAUGUUUAGAGGUCUAAUGUUAUAUGUAUUCAUAUUACUGAGUGACUUUGUAUUUAAAGACAAAUUUUUAAAUGAUGGAGCCCAUUGAACCCUGGGUCCUUCUUUUGUAUUUUUAAUUGGUUUAUUAUGAAAAUAAAUCAAAUGGAAAAACAUUUUUCUGUA
Molecule: messenger RNA, 5377 nt
Organism: Cinclus cinclus
Lineage: Eukaryota; Metazoa; Chordata; Aves; Passeriformes; Cinclidae
Gene: ELF1
Product: E74 like ETS transcription factor 1
Exons: 9
Coding region: 2417-4297 (626 amino acids)
Biological process (GO): cell differentiation; regulation of transcription by RNA polymerase II
Cellular component (GO): nucleus
Molecular function (GO): sequence-specific DNA binding; DNA-binding transcription factor activity, RNA polymerase II-specific
Source: RefSeq, a predicted model, not a curated record